UGGUUCUGAUUUCAUAUGUUCACAGUUUUCCGAAAAACAUUUCACACUUAGUUUGGUUUUACUAUUACAAACAAAGAAAUGGAAUUAUCUUGGGAAACAAAAUCAGCCAUAAUUCUCAUCACUGUGACAUUUGGUUUGGUAUACGCAUGGAGGGUAUUGAAUUGGAUGUGGCUGAAGCCAAAGAAGAUAGAGAAGCUUUUAAGAGAACAAGGCCUUCAAGGGAACCCUUAUAGACUUUUGCUUGGAGAUGCAAAGGAUUAUUUUGUGAUGCAAAAGAAAGUUCAAUCCAAACCCAUGAAUCUAUCUGAUGAUAUUGCGCCACGUGUCGCUCCUUACAUUCAUCAUGCUGUUCAAACUCAUGGGAAAAAGUCUUUUAUUUGGUUUGGAAUGAAACCAUGGGUGAUUCUCAAUGAACCUGAACAAAUAAGAGAAGUAUUCAACAAGAUGUCUGAGUUCCCAAAGGUUCAAUAUAAGUUUAUGAAGUUAAUAACUCGCGGUCUUGUUAAACUAGAAGGAGAAAAGUGGAGCAAGCAUAGAAGAAUAAUCAACCCUGCGUUUCACAUGGAAAAAUUGAAGAUUAUGACACCAACAUUCUUGAAAAGCUGCAAUGAUUUGAUUAGCAAUUGGGAAAAAAUGUUGUCUUCAAAUGGAUCAUGUGAAAUGGACGUAUGGCCUUCCCUUCAGAGCUUGACAAGUGAUGUUAUCGCUCGUUCGUCAUUUGGAAGUAGUUAUGAAGAAGGAAGAAAAGUAUUUCAACUUCAAAUAGAGCAAGGUGAACUUAUAAUGAAAAAUCUAAUGAAAUCUUUAAUCCCUUUAUGGAGGUUUUUACCUACCGCUGAUCAUAGAAAGAUAAAUGAAAAUGAAAAACAAAUAGAAACUACUCUUAAGAAUAUAAUUAACAAGAGGGAAAAAGCAAUUAAGGCAGGUGAAGCCACUGAGAAUGACUUAUUAGGUCUCCUCCUAGAGUCGAACCACAGAGAAAUUAAAGAACAUGGAAACGUCAAGAAUAUGGGAUUGAGUCUUGAAGAAGUAGUCGGGGAAUGCAGGUUAUUCCAUGUUGCAGGGCAAGAGACUACUUCAGAUUUGCUUGUUUGGACGAUGGUGUUGUUGAGUAGGUACCCUGAUUGGCAAGAACGUGCAAGGAAGGAAGUAUUAGAGAUAUUUGGCAAUGAAAAACCCGACUUUGAUGGACUAAAUAAACUUAAGAUUAUGGCCAUGAUUUUGUAUGAGGUUUUGAGGUUGUACCCUCCUGUAACCGGCGUUGCUCGAAAAGUUGAGAAUGAUAUAAAACUUGGAGACUUGACAUUAUAUGCUGGAAUGGAGGUUUACAUGCCAAUUGUUUUGAUUCACCAUGAUUGUGAACUAUGGGGUGAUGAUGCUAAGAUUUUCAAUCCUGAGAGAUUUUCUGGUGGAAUUUCCAAAGCAACAAACGGUAGAUUUUCAUAUUUUCCGUUUGGAGCGGGUCCUAGAAUCUGCAUUGGACAAAACUUUUCCCUGUUGGAAGCAAAGAUGGCAAUGGCAUUGAUUUUAAAGAAUUUUUCAUUUGAACUUUCUCAAACAUAUGCUCAUGCUCCAUCUGUGGUGCUUUCUGUUCAGCCACAACAUGGUGCUCAUGUUAUUCUACGCAAAAUCAAAACAUAAAAACAACAUCAGAGAAGAAACGUAUGUCAUCUAGAUUUAUCUAAAUUUCAUUAUUCAUAAUGUAUGUUUUUAAUUUAAAUUUGAAAAAUUAUUGUAAGACCCUUACUUUAGAAAUAGCUAGUCCAACGGGUUUGGACGUUGGACUAGUUUUAAGAACAGCUUAUUUCCUCAUGUGUGAUCUCUGCUAGCAUGAAUAAAAUAAUAUCACGGCCAA
Messenger RNA from Medicago truncatula (barrel medic), 1855 nucleotides. Lineage: Eukaryota; Viridiplantae; Streptophyta; Magnoliopsida; Fabales; Fabaceae. The record is from RefSeq and is a predicted model, not a curated record.